AUGUUGACAACACAGGCCAGCGAAUCCUGUAAUGCAUCGGUGCGACAUUUUCUGAAACCAAACCAUCAACUAGAUCAGUUUUUCAUACAUUUUAACAGUUUGGUAGAGGAUAAAAGAUACAAGGAGAGGACUCUUGACUUUGAAUCCAUUAAUCAGGUUCCUGCCAUCUCCUCGCCAUUCAGCAAGAUCCUCAAGCAAGCUGCUGAGAUUUACACUCCUCGCAUGUAUAGAAGAGUGGAAGAACAGUAUCAACAAAUGGAAGGGUACGAAUUGGAGCCGCACUCCAAUGGUAGGGACGACGGAUUUAUUGGGUACACAACAUUCUACACCAAAAAUGACAUCCGUUGGGAUGAACGUGUUGUUUUCGUUGAUGUGGCAAAUGCACAGCUGGAAUGUGGUUGUAGGUUGUUCAAUUCUAUGGGAAUUAUAUGUCGCCACAUCCUCAAGAUGAUGGUCCACCUUGGAAAUUUCGGCAAUCUCGCCAUGAAAACCCUGCCAGAACAUUUUAUAUUGAAGAGAUGGACCAUACAUGCCAAUAAGAAAGAGGUCGAUGAAUCCUCCACAAGUGGCAGGACGGAUGAGGCUCCAUACACUUCCAACAUCGCAGGUAACACCACAGCAUUGAGAUAUAGAGAAACCACUGCCAUGUUGAAUAAGCUUGCUACAAAACUGUCUGUUGCUGAUGAUGGAGUGUAUGAGAAGUGGAUGAAAGCACUAUCUAAACUGUGCAAGUCGGCAGACCAUGCCUUGUCCCGAUCCAUAACAAGUGAAACCGGGGGAUCUCAGCCAUUAGAUGGCCUGACCAUGAAGCAAAAGGUUAAUCCACGGAGUCAUGGUCGUGAAAGGUACAGGUCCAGAAAUGAGAAAGCACGCGGUAAGAAGAAGAUUCAGUAUGCCAAGCAACUAAAGGACUUGGAGAUUCUGUCGCAAGUUCCUGAAACUCAACGUGGAAGUCAAAACAUGGAUGACGAAGAGGACCUCAUGGAUUUGCUUGCAUCGUAG
Messenger RNA from Linum trigynum, 1002 nucleotides. The record is from the annotation of a GenBank genome assembly. Lineage: Eukaryota; Viridiplantae; Streptophyta; Magnoliopsida; Malpighiales; Linaceae.